CGACAUCAGCUCGUCAGUGGCUCUGUGCCCAGCAAGCCAAGUCCUUCUAACCAACGCGGCUGCUGAUAAGGGCCCUCUGAUGCCCAGAUCCGCAUCGCGGGACGUGCAUCUUAUAUCGACGCCCUCAGGCGAGGUUUCCCUCAGCACUCAAGUCUCACCUCGAAGCCUUAGCCUUCACCAUGUCUGGCGAUGCUACCGACGCCUACGCGGACGACAAGCGCGGCCCUGCCUUGGUCGACGGCAGCGGUGAUCCCAAGCGCUCGCUCUCGGUGCAUGCUCACGAGACCGAGCUGCCGCCGUUGUACAACGGCGAGCCCACCGCCCGGAACGAGUACUUCGACCACGACCUCCCUAUUCCCACCGAGGAGGACCUCGCGACUCUUCGCCGCGUAAGCGAGAAGAUCCCCUUCAAGGCGUAUACCAUUGCCUUCGUCGAGCUUGUCGAGCGUCUCUCGUACUACGGCACGACUCAGGUCUUCGUCAAUUUCAUCCAGCAGCCGAACCCGGGCACUUCCACCGGUCGUGCCCUGGAUCCUAGCGCCGACGAUGCCCAGCCCGGUGCGCUCGGUAUGGGCCAGCAGGCCUCUACUGGCCUGACCACCUUCAACCAGUUUUGGGUCUACGUCAUUCCUCUGUUCGGCGCAUACGUCGCCGACACGUACUGGGGCCGCUUCAAGACCAUCUGGAUAUCCGUCCUCACAGCCAUCGUCGGACACGUUAUCCUGACCUCCUCGGCCGCCCCCUCCGUCAUUGCCGCCCCGCACCACGCCCUCGCUGCCUUCGUUAUCGGGCUCAUCAUCAUGGGUAUUGGGACCGGUGGUUUCAAGCCCAACAUCUCUCCGCUGGUCGCUGAGCAGAUCCCCGGCAGGAUGUACGUGCGCACCACGAAAAAGGGCGAGCGCGUCAUCGUCGACCCAGCCGUCACCACGGCGAGGGUGUACAACUGGUUCUACCUCUUCAUCAACGUAGGCGCUCUCGUCGGCCAGCUCAGCAUGGCCUACGCCGAGCGCUACGUUGGGUUCUACCUGUCCUUCCUGCUGCCCACCGUCCUUUUCUGCGCCACCCUACCCAUUCUGUACGUCUGCCGUGAUUGGUAUAAACAUACCAAGCCCGAGGGCAGCGUACUCGCUCCCGCCGUCAAGCUCCUGUUGCUGGGCACGGUGAAGAGGUUCCAUCUCAACCCGGUCACCUGGUACAAGCACCUCCAUGACGGCACUUUCUGGGACGACCUCAAGCCCUCCAAGAUGAACCCAGCCACCCGGCCUGCAUGGGUGACCUUUGACGACGCAUGGGUCGACGAGGUCAGCCGCGGCUGGAAGGCGUGCAGCGUCUUCCUCUGGCUCCCCCUGUACUGGCUUACGUAUAACCAGCUCAACGGCAACCUGACGUCCCAGGCCUCGACCAUGGCCCUGCACGGCAUCCCCAAUGAUGUCCUCUCUAACCUGGAUCCCUUCGCGCUCAUCAUCUGUAUCCCCAUUUGCGACCUCUUCAUCUACCCCGCUCUCCGCAGGGCCGGGAUCCACUUCACGCCCGUCAAGAAGAUCGCUGCUGGCUUCUUCAUGGGUAGCGCGGCCAUGGUCUGGGCGUGCGUGGUCCAAGCGUACAUCUACAAGAAGAGCGCGUGCGGCAACCACGCGUCGGACUGCCCCAACGUCGACAUCAACGUGUGGGCGCAGACGGGGGCGUACGUGCUCAUCGCCAUCUCGGAGAUCUUCGCGUCCAUCACGUCGCUCGAGUACGGGUUCUCGAAGGCGCCGAAGAACAUGCGGUCGCUGGUCGCCGCGUUCGCGCUCUUCAUGUCCGCCAUUUCUGCAGCCCUCGGCGAGGCGUUCAACCCGCUGUCGGCCGACCCGCUCCUCGUAUGGAACUACGGCUCCAUGGCCGUCAUCUCCUUCGUCGGCGGCUCCCUGUUCUGGCUCUCCUAUCGCAAGCUCGACAAGCAGGAGGACGAGCUUAACAUGCUGCCAACUGGUCACUUGGUCCCCAAGGCGCAGGUUGAAGACAUCGAGAUGACGCCGUCGUUUGAGAAGAGCUAAAUUUUGUGUUCGAUGUUGGAAGGGUUUUUGUAGGGACGAUACAUAUAUUGGUUGUACGG
This is a messenger RNA of Fomitopsis serialis, 2095 nucleotides long. Its product is annotated as POT family-domain-containing protein. Gene Ontology annotation, biological process: oligopeptide transport; transmembrane transport. Lineage: Eukaryota; Fungi; Basidiomycota; Agaricomycetes; Polyporales; Fomitopsidaceae. Gene Ontology annotation, molecular function: dipeptide transmembrane transporter activity. The record is from RefSeq and is a predicted model, not a curated record. The coding region runs from base 180 to 2036 and encodes 618 amino acids. Gene Ontology annotation, cellular component: membrane. The transcript has 2 exons.